CAAAUCUGGUGUUUUGCCGGAAAUUGGCCAUGUGGCAUGAUUCCAGCCCCAUCUGCCUGGCAGUUGCGUCACAGCCCGCCAGCGAAGCCCUGUCGGGGACAAGCCCGAUAUGGGCGGGCUUUUUGCGGUGUUUCUGCCACUGCAGCCACGACCUGGCGACUGAGUCGGCUAAGUGGUCAGCUUCUGCUCCGUCCAACGCGAGAUUCAGCACGGUUGGCCUCAGAAAAGCCCGAACUCCUCUCCGAUUUAGCUGGGUUGGCAGACUUUGGCUGUGAUGAUACUGGCUGCACAGUAGAUGUGGAUGCAAGCUCAAAUGGCAGCACGUCAAUGAAGGAGGACCCGUCUGCAGAAUUUAUUUCUACAGAGGCUGCUGAAGUCUCGCGCUUCCUGGCACGUCCUGGUGACUUUACAUAUGCUGUCACUGAAGUAACUGCUGAAGGCCGUGUGAGCUCGAUGACUAUCACCCGCAGCAAGCUUCUGACCGAGACAGGUCUUAGGCCACGAGAUCUCCGGGCUGUCUCUGUGCCGCUGAAGGACUCUGACGCUGGCCCAAUGCUUUCCAGCAGGCGUAGUGGUCUCCUCAUAGGACUGGGCGACGUGCGUGCAGUGGUGGAGGAGGCUCGUGCCUUGCUUUUUGGGCCUCGAAGCCGUGAUCAGAUCCGAUUCUUGCGUGUGCUGGAGAAUCAGAAACGGGCUUUAGCAGAGGGCGCAGGCAUGUCGCAAGCAAGCAGCUUCCGGAUGGUCUUUGUUGAGAGCGCCUUGUUGGCGCUGAGCCGGAACCUCGCCUCCAGGCUGUUUGAGAUCCGAAAGCGCACCGAGCCAAAGUUGCGGGCGCCACCGGUCUUGCGGGAGCCUGACUUGGAGGAGGUUCGCCAACUCCGGCGCACACUGGUACGAUGUGCCAGCCAAGCCUCUGCAGUGCCUGACGUCCAAGUGGAGUCAUCUGCAUUGCUUUCCCGACUAGAUGGGGACGAGGCGAAGCUUUUGGCCGCCGGUGACACCGAUCCUGCUUCACAUGAUGAGUGGGAGGCCUUACUGGAGUCGUACCUUCAGGCAUACAGUGAGCUAUCCAGGCAAUGCACCUCCCUGCUCCAAGAUAUCGAGGACUUUGAAGGCUCAGCAAGUUUGGCACUCCAGGCUAGGCGACUGCGGGUGGAGCAAUUUGAGCUGAGCCUGGUUAUUGCUUCGGUAUCCAUUGCAGCAGGUGGAAUUGUACCUGGGGCAAUGGGCAUGAAUCUCGUGAGCGGAUACGAGUCAUCAGAUGUGGCAUUUCGUAUAGCCCUUUUGAUCACCGUCUGUGUGGUGAUUUGCCUCUUCUUGACCAUCAGAUUUCUAGCGGCCCGACAGGGGUUUCUUCUGUAGUGCUUGCAGAUCCACACAAGCUUGGACCAGACCUUGCCUUACUCAAUGCAAA
Molecule: messenger RNA, 1414 nt
Organism: Durusdinium trenchii
Lineage: Eukaryota; Dinophyceae; Suessiales; Symbiodiniaceae
Source: the annotation of a GenBank genome assembly